AUGUCAGCAGCAGAAGUUAUUAAAUUAGUCGUUAUUGGUGAUGGUGCUGUAGGUAAAACUUGUUUAUUGAUUAGUUAUGCAAACAAUCGUUUCCCAGAAGAUUAUAUUCCAACUGUAUUCGAUAAUUAUGUUGUAAAUCUUACAGCAGGUGAUAGAAACAUAGAACUCGGACUUUGGGAUACUGCAGGUCAAGAAGAGUACGAUAAAUUAAGACCAUUAAGUUAUGCAAAUGCAAAUGUAUUUUUAAUUUGCUUCUCAAUUACCAAUCCAGUUUCAUUUGAAAAUGUUUACACAAAAUGGUACCCAGAAGUUAUGCAUUUUUGCCCAGAAGUUCCACAAAUUUUAGUUGGUACUAAAUUAGAUACACGUGACGAUAGAGGUGUUUUAGAUAAACUUCAACAAACUGGUCAUAAACCAAUUACAACCGAACAAGGUAACGAUUUAGCCAGAAGAAUUAAAGCCAUUAAAUAUAUGGAAUGUUCUGCCAAAACCUCACAAAAUCUCAAACAAGUCUUUGAUGAAGCCAUUAAAUCUGUUUUGUUUAUCAAAAAAAAGAAAUCCAAGUGUAUUGUUAUGUAA
Dictyostelium discoideum AX4 is the source of this 579-nucleotide messenger RNA. RefSeq names its product Rho GTPase (gene racC). Gene Ontology annotation, molecular function: GTPase activity; G protein activity; GTP binding. The record is from RefSeq and is a predicted model, not a curated record. The transcript has 3 exons. NCBI's taxonomy places the organism in Eukaryota, Evosea, Eumycetozoa, Dictyosteliales, Dictyosteliaceae. Gene Ontology annotation, cellular component: plasma membrane. Bases 1 to 579 code for a protein of 192 amino acids.